Molecule: messenger RNA, 1399 nt
Organism: Oryza sativa Japonica Group (Japanese rice)
Lineage: Eukaryota; Viridiplantae; Streptophyta; Magnoliopsida; Poales; Poaceae
Source: RefSeq, a predicted model, not a curated record
AAAAGGUACUGGGAUUAGGGUUUUCUUGCGAGAGCUUUAUAAUGUUCCAAUCACACACUGAUCGUUUCAGGGGUAAAGUCACAGGAAUCAUACUUGUUGGUGAUCUCAAAAGUUAAAAAUGAUAACAUAUGAACUUGUUUUUAUUUAGCAUAUGCUCCCUUUGUUGUCUACUUUUUCUGUAUGUAAUGCGCUAUGACGACUCUAAAUCGAGCUCAAGUGUCAGUUGAAGUGUUUUGAAAGUCAUGGCGGAGCAUUUGGCUUCAAUAUUUGGGACUGAGAAGGAUAGGGUUAACUGCCCCUUUUACUUCAAGAUUGGGGCUUGCCGUCAUGGGGAUCGUUGCUCCCGUCUGCACAACAGGCCAACUGUGUCGCCGACAAUUGUGCUUGCUAACAUGUAUCAGCGCCCUGAUAUGAUCACACCAGGAGUCGAUGCUCAAGGCCAACCUAUUGAUCCUGAAAAGAUGCAGGAGCACUUUGAGGAUUUCUAUGAGGAUAUCUAUGAGGAGCUGAGCAAGUUUGGUGAGGUUGAGACCCUCAAUGUCUGUGAUAACCUUGCUGACCACAUGAUAGGCAAUGUGUAUGUCCAGUUCAGGGAGGAAGAACAGGCAGUCGCUGCGCAUAAUGCCCUUCAAGGUCGCUUCUACUCAGGGCGCCCAAUAAUUGUUGAGUAUUCCCCUGUGACUGAUUUCCGUGAGGCGACCUGUAGGCAGUUUGAGGAGAACAGCUGCAACCGUGGGGGCUACUGUAAUUUUAUGCAUGUAAAGCAGAUUGGCAGGGAGCUCAGGAGGAAGCUUUAUGGGGGGCGAUCCAGGAGGAGCCAUGGGAGAAGCCGCAGCCCAAGCCCACGCCACAGGAGGGGCAAUCGUGACCGUGAUGAUUUCCGCCGUGAACGUGAUGGUUAUCGUGGUGGUGGUGAUGGUUACCGUGGCGGCGGCGGUGGCGGUGGUGGUGACGGUUACCGCGGCGGUGAUAGUUACCGUGGUGGUGGUGGUGGUGGACGCAGGGGUGGGGGCAGCAGGUAUGACAGGUAUGAUGAUGGAGGAAGGCGCAGGCAUGGCAGCCCCCCAAGGCGUGCAAGGAGCCCAGUCAGGGAAAGCAGCGAGGAACGCAGGGCGAAGAUUGAACAGUGGAACCGUGAACGGGAGGAAAAGCCUUGAACGAAAGCAGUGAUAUCUCUAUGGAUGGCCGGUUCAUGCCUUCAUGGCAAUCACUAUCCGCUGGAGUCGUGGUGUGCUGCUAUGUUCUAAGUGGAUAUUUAGUGUGUGUCGUUUGGUACUCAUGCUUGGCUGAGUAACCCUUUUAAAUGCAGGAUUCUGGAUUCUAUUUACAUUGUGUUUCGUUUGACGUGUAAACCGCCGUUUGUUUUUAAAUAUGCAAUAUUGGAUCUUUUGUCAGUCUA